Molecule: messenger RNA, 1329 nt
Organism: Otolemur garnettii (small-eared galago)
Lineage: Eukaryota; Metazoa; Chordata; Mammalia; Primates; Galagidae
Gene: MYOD1
Product: myogenic differentiation 1
Exons: 4
Coding region: 181-1182 (333 amino acids)
Biological process (GO): muscle organ development; regulation of transcription by RNA polymerase II; positive regulation of myoblast differentiation
Molecular function (GO): DNA-binding transcription factor activity, RNA polymerase II-specific; RNA polymerase II cis-regulatory region sequence-specific DNA binding; protein dimerization activity
Source: RefSeq, a predicted model, not a curated record
UGGGGAAGCCCCCGGGCGCUGCCGCCUCUUCCCUCGCUACUAGUCAGGUCGGACGGGAUAGGGCGGGGUAAGGGGGCACUUGGGUGUGCAUUCAGACUCCCAGCACUUUGCUCUCACACAGCCGAGGCUCCUUCCUCUUCUGUUGGGGGAAGCCAGGACCUUGCCGCCCCCCGCUGGAAUAUGGAGCUACUGUCGCCGCCGCUCCGUGACGUAGACUUAACGGGCCCCGACGGCUCUCUCUGCUCCUUUGCCACAGCGGACGAUUUCUAUGACGACCCAUGUUUCGACUCCCCGGACCUGCGCUUCUUCGAGGACCUGGACCCGCGCCUGGUGCACGUGGGCGCGCUUCUGAAGCCAGAGGAACACUCUCAUUUCCCCGCUGCCGUGCUCCCAGCCCCCGGUGCGCGCGAGGACGAGCAUGUGCGCGCGCCCAGCGGGCACCACCAGGCAGGCCGUUGCCUACUGUGGGCCUGCAAGGCGUGCAAGCGCAAGACCACCAACGCCGACCGCCGCAAGGCCGCCACCAUGCGCGAGCGGCGCCGCCUGAGCAAAGUUAAUGAGGCCUUUGAGACCCUCAAGCGCUGCACGUCGAGCAAUCCUAACCAGCGGUUGCCCAAAGUAGAGAUUCUGCGCAAUGCUAUCCGUUAUAUCGAGGGCCUGCAGGCUCUUCUGCGCGAACAGGACGCCGCGCCCCCUGGUGCCGCCACCGCCUUCUAUGCGCCCGGCCCGCUGCCCCCCGGCCGCGGUGGCGAGCACUACAGCGGCGACUCAGACGCGUCCAGUCCGCGCUCCAACUGUUCCGACGGCAUGAUGGACUACAGCGGUCCCCCGAGUGGCACCCGGCGGCGAAACUGCUAUGAAGGUGCCUACUACAGCGAGGCGCCCAGCGAAGCCCGGCCCGGGAAGAAUGCAGCGGUGUCGAGCCUAGACUGCCUGUCCAGCAUCGUGGAGCGCAUCUCCACCGAGAGUCCCGCAGCGCCCGCGCUGCUGCUGGCCGACGCGCCACCGGGGUCGCCUCCACGCCCGCAAGAGGCUACCGCCCAAAACGAGGGCGAACUCGGCGCCCCAACCCCGUGCACUCCAGUCCCAAGUGCAGCAGGUGUAACCGUAACCCACCCCCACUCCGUCCCCCGGUUCAGGACCACUUUUUGUAAUACUUUUGUAAUCUAUUCCUGUAAAUAAGUGUUGCUUUGCCAGAGCAGGAGCCCCUAGGGCUGUAUUUAUCUCUGAGGCGUGGUGUGUGGUGCAGCAGGGACUUUGUACGUUUAUAUGUCAAGUGGGCGAGCCGCGGGCGCUCGCUCAGGUGUUCCAAAUAAAGACGCUAAUUUA